Coregonus clupeaformis (lake whitefish) is the source of this 1990-nucleotide messenger RNA. Its product is annotated as ubiquitin-conjugating enzyme E2 G1-like. Bases 231 to 740 code for a protein of 169 amino acids. Gene Ontology annotation, biological process: protein polyubiquitination; proteasome-mediated ubiquitin-dependent protein catabolic process. Lineage: Eukaryota; Metazoa; Chordata; Actinopteri; Salmoniformes; Salmonidae. The transcript is spliced from 6 exons. Gene Ontology annotation, molecular function: ubiquitin conjugating enzyme activity. The record is from RefSeq and is a predicted model, not a curated record.
AAGGCUUGCACCUCUUUCUCUCUUGCGGAGUAGGGCGCAUGCGGUGUUUGGGGAUUUUGCUAGCCUAGUUGUAGCAAGCUGUGCCUCUGUGUGAAACGAUUAACCAAUAAGGCCUUGUUCAAACGUCGGUAACAAGCUAGCUAGGUCUCUCUCACAUUCUUUGUUCUGUUAUAUUUUAUGUUGGAGGCAGUUCAGGUCGUUAUCUUUAUAGGUAGGCUAAUCCACAUAAAAUGACUGAUCAAUCAUCACUGUUGCUUCGAAAACAACUGGCAGAGCUCAACAAGAACCCUGUGGAGGGAUUUUCUGCCGGUCUCAUAGACGACGAUGACAUCCAUCAGUGGGAGGUGGUUGUUAUUGGCCCUCAAGAUACAUUAUUCGAGGGUGGUUUCUUUAAAGCCUACCUGACCUUUCCCCAUGACUACCCACAUAGGCCUCCGAAGAUGAAGUUCAUCACAGAAAUAUGGCAUCCCAAUGUUGCAAAGAAUGGUGACGUGUGUAUCUCUAUCCUGCACGAGCCCGGUGAGGACAAGUUUGGCUAUGAGAAGCCUGAGGAGCGCUGGCUGCCCAUUCACACUGUAGAGACCAUCAUGAUCAGUGUCAUCUCAAUGCUGGCCGACCCAAACGGCGACUCGCCCGCCAAUGUGGACGCAGCCAAAGAAUGGAGAGAGGAUCCUUGCGGCGAGUUCAAGAGGAAGGUGGCUCGCUGUGUACGAAAGAGUCAGGAGAUGGCAUUUGACUAGGCCCCCUCCCCCACACACCCUAAAUUUUAACAUCGGGAGAUCCAUCAUGUCACUCUUCAAUAAAGACUUUUGCACCAGUGCGCUGCUCUUAGGAAGAUGUGGAAUAAAAAGCCAGCCCUUUUCUUUAGUUGUGUAAAUAGGGUCGUCUCAUUUCUUCCAUGUGGAUGUGGGGAGGAAAAACAUCCCCUCAUGGUUAUUGCUCAGUUUUCUAAACCUUAGACUUUUAUUUAUUUCAAUGAUAAUUAUGACAACUCAAGAUGCAUGUUUUUUUGAGUGUAUUCUUUUUCAACCUGCCACUGAGCCAUCUACUUUAGUCUUGUCUCUUAUGCAAUUGGAGUUUGGAGCGUUUGUGGUCAUUGAAGAGAUGAAUACCAACCAACAAUGGCUUUCGUUGCCCCUGUUCUUUAUGUUUGGAAGCCCAUUCUUCCAAAGUGUUCUGCAAAGUCCUUUCUCUCAAAAGGGUUAAUACACUCUGCUGCCUUAAGUUGUUUCCCUGUAAGCUAAGGAAGCCGUCUCCAGUGAUGUCUGCAUUUCUUCGGUUUUUGAUCAAUAAUUUUUUUGGGUUAAACCCAAAAAAAACUAAGAAUAUUAGCAUGAGGAACAGAUAUUUUUUGUAAUAAAGAUCUCAGCUCUAAUUGUAUUUUUUGUGUAUGUAAAUAUUAUGUACUGUAUAUCAUAGAUAUCAAAUGAUUUGUCCUUUGGGUUUUCCCCUUUGUGUACUUAAGGUACUACUAUCAGUGACGUUUGUAUACUUGAUUUCCUUUCUAGGAUAUUUCUUUCAGGGACGUCUGUGUUCAGUGUCAUUUUCCCUUUACAUCUAUCCUUGUGAGUGAAUAAUUAAGCUUUGGUCAUCUGUUAACAUGUACAGAAAGAAAAGUAAUCACAUUUCAGAUGGUUGUCUUUUUUGUUUGAAAGUAGUUUGUGUGUAGUCUGUCAAGGAUGUGAAUAAGGUGAUGCCAGUUGACAUUUUCUCCUGUGCAAGCAGAUUAGCCAUAGCACAAUUUCUAUCCAAGAGGAGGUGCUUUAGAGUUGCUUAAGUUGUUAUUCAUGCAAUGCAAAGGAUCAAAAUAAUGGAAGUGGUGAUGGAUUGUUAGAACAAGCAAUAAGACUUGUAGCGCAAUAGUUCAUUUAACUGAUAGUAGUACCACCUAUUCACCUGUGUGGAGUGAAGGCUGGCAUGAGUUGUGAAAUCGCAGGAGUUUUUACACCCACAUUGUUUAACUUGAGCCCAAUAAAGUUUUUAAAACUAA